CCUGCCCCCCUUUCCCUAGGGGCCCAGCUAGUGAAUCUGUCCCCUCCUGCAGAUCUGCCCCUCCUGCCCGGUCCGAUCGGGGGGCCUGAAGCCGGCGGACCGAAUGGCGCACCUGCUGGGCGAUCCGAACUGCAUGGAGAGCUUGAGAAAGGACCUCACCGACCUACAAGGAGCCAUCGUCGACGUUUUCUCCCGGGCGGGAGCCGCGCGCUAUCCCUCCUGGAAGUUCCCCAAUAAAGUGUCCUGCGAGCUGGAUCUGGUGGCUUUGCUGGAGCAGUAUGACUAUGUGGAGAACGACCCUGAAUUUACCCAGCAUUCCCAUGUCGUGCUCCUGGAACUAGUGAUUGACAGGCUGCUGUUACUGCUGCAGAGCUUCACAGGCUACGUGGAGACUCUCCUCAGCGACCAAGCCGUGCCCCCUUCCCGGGCCGUGGGACCCUGCAUGUCCGUCGGGCUGGCGGUGAGGAAGUACUGGACCGGCCUGCUGAAACUGGGAGCGCUUUGUCAGCAACGAGGGACCGAGAAGAAGUCCAACAGGAAGGACAUAGCUGCCCUGAGAUCCGCCCUCCGAGAUGUGGAAGCUGAGCACGAGCGUUUGAAGGGCUGCUCGCCUGUGCUUUCGGAAUCAGGGGCUUCGUUAGCCAGUGCCCCGUCAACCGUCUCAUGUCCCUCGCGAACCAUCUGUGUGCCAGACUAUGAUUUCUCCGACCCCGUGCUGCCACCGUCCACGGACGGUCACACCAAGAGUGUCCAUUCCCAGACGAUUGAGUCAGCUCUGGUACCCUGCGAUGCAUGUGCAGGCAGCCAGGCCAGCCUCCGGGAGGUGGGGAAAGCCAUCAUCAGCCUCUGCCGGAGGCCACUCGCCGCGGCGGACGUGAGUUUCUGGGCGUCAGAACAGAGCAAAGACCUCUCCCGGAUCAACAAACACCUGGAGGGGAUGCUGCAACGGAUCGACCCGUUGACGGCCGCGCUGGAAGACGCUGAGAAGCAGAAGGCCGAGCUGAGGACGCAGGUGGAGACUUUUGAUCAGCUCCUUCAAGAGGAGAAGGAGACCCAGGAACGGCAGAGGAAGGAGACGCAACGGGACCUGGAGGGACGGAUCGAAGAGAGUUUGCAGAUCACAGCCAGGCUGGAGAGGGACAAGGACGAGCUGCAGACAGGCGCUGUCGUGCUAGAGGAGAGAAUUUCUGCCCUGAAAGAGGAGCUGUUUUCCCAGCAUGCUACUGUGCGCGAGCUUGAGCUGGCCCGAAGCUCGCUACUGGAGGAGAUGAAGACCCAGAUGGUCCACAAGCACCAGCUGACAAAGCUGGAAGACCAAGUGCAGCGGCUGAGUAGCCAGUUGGAGACGGCAAGCCGGGAGCUCAGCGGGGCCGCCACGCAGCUGGGCAAGGAGAAGGCCAAAGUGGAAAGCAUGCUUCGGCACGAGGAGUCACUCCAGACCAAACAGAGGGUCCUGUUGCACCAGCUGGACAGCUUGGCGGAGGAGUGCGAGGAGCUGCGGGCCGGCCUGGGCGAAGCCGAGGACGACAAGGCUAAGCUGGCGCAAGAGCUGACAGAGAGCCAGGCGGAGGCGCAGCGGUGGCGGGGCCAGCUGGAGGCCAAGGAGAGCAGCAGCUAACGGAGAGC
Messenger RNA from Pelodiscus sinensis (Chinese soft-shelled turtle), 1626 nucleotides. Lineage: Eukaryota; Metazoa; Chordata; Testudines; Trionychidae. The record is from RefSeq and is a predicted model, not a curated record.